GAUCGAACCUGCAUCCUCGUGGAUGCUAGUCAGCUUUGUUUCUGCUGAGCUGCGACGGGAACUGCUUUUUUAACUUGCACAUGACUUUACCAUCAGAGAGUAAAAGCAGAAGAAAGUGGAAGAUGAGAGAGUGCAGCAGAAGGCUUAAACUGGUCUCUGCCCAGAAUGAGAGAGUGAGCUGACAGGAGGAACAUAAUGGAUUAUUCUGUAGCGUUGGGGGCUCAGAAGAGCUUGCUGAACAGAAUUCCCUUUGGCCUGGUCUGUCUGAGAAGCGUUCUCACAUCGAAGAAUCAUCGGCGUGUACAUUGUCAUGUCAGUUUCGGGUGUGCGGCGCAGGGAGCUGACGUGUCCAUACAUUCUGAGAUGAUCACGGCAGUGAGUCUGGCUACCACCCACCACCAUUUAAAGUUGUUGCUAUGUCACAGGCUGUAUUCCUGGUUCUGUGUAUCACAUCCCCGUAACUUACUUAUUUUAUAACUGGGAAAACCCUGCUCCUUAAAGGCCUUACUUACACUUUAAGCCCUGAUGUGACAGGGACCCUUCCCUGCACUGCCCACAAAGGCUCCUUAUCUGCACCCUUGCUGGACCCUUUUUCACCGUUAUGUCCACAGCACUUGGUAGACACACAGCUCACACAAAGCAGUUCUGUCACAUGCUUUUUAGCUACCAGGCUCUGUCUACGCAUCUUUUAUACCAACUCAUGUAAUUCUCACAGCAGCCCUGUAAGGUAGGUCCUAUUCUUAUUUUCAAUUAAAACCCACACACCUGCAGUAAAGUAUCCCACCACUGCCAAGUGAUGGAGUCAGGGUUUCAGUCCGGGCAGUCUGACUUUCAGGGUCUGUCCUCUUUCUCACUAGUGAAGAUUGCUGUACCUUCAUGCUUUUGCUCCACGAGUAUCUUCUGAUUAUCUGCUCGUGGUGCCUAGCACUAGGAUGGAGCAGAGGGCAGUCGGAAUCUGCCCAUGGAGGAGCUUACACUUGCCGUCAGGGGAAACCGCCCAUGAGAAGUGAAGUAAGCACUGCUAUGGGAUGGUACUGAGUGCUGUGGAGAAAACUAAGACAGUGUAAGGAGGCAGGUGGUUGCUUUUUUAUGCCAACUUGUUGGAGAAGGUCUUACCGAUGAGGUGUCUUAAGCAGAGACUUGAAAUGAGGGCAUGAGCCUCGUGGAUGUCAGGAGAAAGAGUGCACUGUGGUGUCAGCCUCCAGUUCCCCAGGCUCCCCUGUCCCCUUCUUGCUUUGCUGGCAGAACCCCUGGCUUUCACCUGGGCAGACGGUCACUGAAGGUAAAGAUCAGAUUUCUCAGCUUUCCUUGCAGCCAAGUGUGUCCGCGAGUUGAGCGAUGUGGACGUUGCCAAGCUGUGCCCUUCAGGGUAAGGGUGUGCCUUCUCCUGCCCUUUCCCCAUCUCACCGCUUGGGCUGGGGCCCAGCGCACAUGGUGGUGAGCGCUCCUGGACCGCGAGGACAAGGAUCACUUCCUUGGAGAAGGCAAAACGACUCAGAGGCGGCCGUGUUAGCCCGGAGUACUUAGUAACGUGGGAGGAAAAAUAAGCUGCUCACAUGUUUAAGCUCUGGUCUUGGGGGUCUUUUUGUUACUAUAGCAUGUGGGUAGUAGAAUCUUACAUGGGGCCCAAGAGUUCUUGUCGCCUGGGUACACACCUGUAUAAUCCUAGGACUGUGACUAGGGCAGAUUUUACUUGUGAUUAGCUGGCGUAAUGCAGCGUAAGAAGGGGAGGUUAUCGGGGUGGGCCUGGCCGCAUGAACUUUUUUUUUAACUUUUUAUAUAAUGAUUUUUUUCCCCAUUAUAGCUGGUUUACGGUGUUCUGUCGAUUUUCUACUGUACAGCGGGGUGGCCCCGUUGCACACCCGUGUAUACAUUCUUUUUCUCACAUCAUUCUCCAUCAUAAGUGACCAUACAUAGUUACCGCACGUGAACUUUUUAAAAGCCGAGCAUUUUCUCUGAUUGCAGAGAAUGUCAGAAAGAUUUGAAGCGUGGGAAGGGUUUGAGGCACUGUUGCUGGUUUGAAGGUGAAGGGCCACAUGGCAAGGAAAAGGGGUGGCCUCCUGGACCUGAGAGUGGCCCCUGACGGAUGUCCAGGAGGAAACAGGGACCUCAGUCCCAUACCUGCAAGAAAUUGAAUCCUGCCGACGGCAAGAAGGAGCUUUUCCCAGAGCCGCCAGCUAAGAACUCAGCCCAGCCCAUACCUUGAUCUCAGGUUUAUGGUACCCUGAGCAGAGACCCAGUCAGGCCACUCUGGGCGUUGCUCUACAGGACUGUGACAGUACUAAAUGGGUGUUGUUUGUAAGCUGCUCUGUGGCAAAGGGCUAAACAGCCGCAGGAAGCUUGUCUGUCUCCUAAAUGAUCCCUAAGCAGAGAUGAGCUGUGUGUAGGCUCCAAGGUGGGAGCGGGCUCAGUGUGAUCCAGGCAGGCACAGGGGUGUGAGCAGGGGCAGAGGAGGGCCGAGUUCACGGAGGUAGCAGCUGGCUGAUCAGAUAGCAGCCUGUGGGCCUUGUGGAACUUCGGCUUUGCCGAGGGCAUGAGAUGAUAAGGCUUCAGUGAGUUUGGAGCAGGGGAGUGCUAGGAUGUGCCUGCAUUUGAAAAGGGUCACUGGCUGCUCUGAAAAGCAGAGCAAGGGUAGAAACAGACCGGUUAGAAGGCUAUGGGAUAAUUCAGGUGAGAGGUGAUGCCUUAGACCAAGGUUUAGCUCUUGGGUGGUGACAAUAGUUGGAUUUUGGAUUCAUUUGGAAGUUGUCGCCUAACAGAAUUUACUAAAGGAUGAGACAUGCAAUGUUGGGGGGGCGGCAGAGUCAAAGGUGAGUCUCAAUUGUGAACCAAGCAACUGGAAAAAUGGAUUUGCAGUUUAUUGAGAUUGGAAAGAUGGUGAAAGGAACAGAUUUCUGGGGGGGGGGGUGCAGAUUUGAGUCUGGUUUUGGAGAUUUUUAAGUUUGGGGUUCUCAUUGGAUAUCCAAGGCAGAGGUGGGACUCUACCCUCUGCUGGGUUUCUAUUUUUAAAUCAUUUAGCUCCGCCCCUUACCCCAUUUUGAGCUCCCUGUGGUCAAGGAUUUUGUCUUAUAUGGGUUUUUCGAGGGUGUGCAUCGGCCGAGGUGAAUGCGCUGCGGUGUAUGUUGGCUGGGGGAGUGUCCCCCAAACAGAGUUUGUUGGUGCCGGGCUCUAGCUUGCUGGCUCAGUGAAUGGAUAAACCCGCCCAUGGAUUUACACCUGCCCGCGACACCCUCGGGACCCCUACCGCCCUCGGUCAACCUGGAAGACCCCUAUUCCCAAGUCCCAGAGGGCAGCAGGCAGGGCAUCGCCAGGCUCCAGCCCCAGCGGCAGCUCUUGCUGGUCGGAGGGCCUCUGGGCACUUCCCCAUGAAACCUCGGCCGCGGAUCCAUCUCUUGUCCCUUCCCCCGCCUCCCGCGGCCCUUAGGCCAGGUGCGAUCCAGCAGGUGGGAGCCUGGAACUGGCAGGCGGAUCCGGAGCAGUGGGCAAGGUCACUUCGACAGCAGUUGAAUGCCGGACUCCUCUUGGUCCCAGCCGGAGAGGCAUCAUCAGAAGCCCCUGAGUCCUGGCACCCCGUGGGUGUCCGAGACAACGCAGAGCAGCCCCGGGCCGGGCAGGGAAGACAGAGGCCGUUCCUGAAGGCGGUGACCCGGUCAGGGCGGCCUGCAGCGCUGGAGCUCCUGCUAGCGGAGCUCCAAGCUCUGUUCUCAGCGGUGCUGCAGGAUGGCAGCCCCGCAGCUUGGCACUACCUGCAUGCAGUGCUGGGGCUGCUGCCUCCGUAUCGUGCGCUGUUUGUCGGGCACCUCGAUUUGCUGCCUUUCCUGGAGCAUCUGUGCCUCUGGGCACCCUGGAUCCAGUCCCAGCUCCAGCUGGACCUGCUGGGUGCCAUAGACCAGGCCUUUCCUCGGGAUGCCUCUUUGUUAGAGGGCAGUGCCCAUGUUGACUGCUGGCCUCGGAAGCAGAGGUUCCGUGACAGGCCUCCACACCCAGCCUGCCCCUUUGUGCAGGCCCGAGGGGGAGGGCGGCAGGGGGAGGAGGAGUUGGCCACGUGGCUGCGACCACUGACACUGCCCGAGCUACAGCAGGGCCUGGGCAUUGUUGGUGCUGAGGUGGCCCUGGACGAGACCCAGUGGCAAGAUGGCCUCGGCCUCCUGCCCUUGGCACUGGCCACGGACAUCCCUGUACAGUACAAGAGCAGUGACAGCGACAGCACAGAGGAGGGGCCUGGUGGAAGAAGAGAGACCAGGCCUCAGCUUGACUCGGACGUUGGUGGGGAGAGGGCCUCGCGGAAGAGGAGCCCUGGCUGCUUCCCGCGCACCUCCCUCCCGGGGGGCCCGAUGGUGGCCGUUAGGAAGACAGAGAGCCACCCGGAGAGGAUCCACUUCCUCUACCUCAACGUGGCUCCCAGUCGCUACUUUAGGCCCUACAGCCUGGAGGUGGUCCCCGCCGACCAGGUGAAUCCCGAGCACUACAUCUUCUCUCCCUUUGGGAUCCUGCACGUCCACCCCACGGAGGGCACGGAGGCCAUGGCGCUGGGCACCUGGCACCGCCACUCUGUCCUCUGGCAACAGCUCCAGUUCAUUCCAUUCUUCAAGUAUUGCCUCUUACGCAAGGCCUUGGCAUGCUGGAAGAAGGGCGCGAAGUUGCAGAAGCUGCACCGGCACCAGGCUUUCCUGGGGACGCACCUGCUCCUUGCUGUGCCGCACUUCGGAGUCGGGCUGCUCCACAUUAGCAGGCUUCUGCAGGAGCUGCGCUCUGUGUCCUGGUUCCCCCGUGAGGCAGAUCAGUGCUUCGAGCUGCUGGACCUGCAGCGGGCUCUAGCCAGGGAGAACCACAGGGCCCUGCGGCUGCUCCAUCGCUGCCUGCACCUCUGCACAGCCGUCGUGCGUCUGAUUCACGAGGAUACGUACCGCAUGCAACAGGGCUUGCAGGAGCGAGUGAAAAACUGCAGGAGGACAAGGACAGGCCAGGGCUCCGUGUACCUUCAGCGGGUACAGUGCCAGCAGCUGGAGCGGAAGCUGAGGCGGGCAGAGGCCUGGCUGCUGCAGAUGGGGAAGCUGGCCCGCCUGGUAGACUUCAUGAUUUGCCAGACCCUCGUGUCCAUCGUAGAGGAGGAGGUUACCUCUUUUGUGGCCAACAUCCUGCAGGCCCCAAGGCGGAAGCCCUUUCUCUCUGCCCAGCUGGUCUUUGACAGUUGUGGCCAGCUGGCUCACGAGCCCUGCCUUGAAAAUAUGAUCCAGAUUAUGACUGGGGCCCUGAGGUCCAUCGUGGCCUCUGCCCUGAAGGUGAUGCAGUCGCCGGACCCGAAUACGCCCUGGGAUUUCCUGUGUUCUGAGGACGACGACGAUGAGGAGGACUCAGACGCGGAGGUCGUGAUGCCCAGGUUCCAGGGCCAGCCCAGGGAGGCUGUGGACAUGUUCUGCGGCCCGAAUAUAGGAUCCGUGUGGCCCUGGAAGUCCCACACCGUUACCGAAGCCCUGGAGGUCUGCGGGCACCGGCUGCGGGGCCAGUACCUGCCCCCCGAUUAUAAACAGCUGCAAGAGGACCUGGACAACAACCCUCGGAUCCAGCAGGCACUGGCUACACAGCAGGCCCUGCUGGAGGGCAUGCUGCAGGAGGUGCAGGACUUCUGCAGGGACCACCGCUGGAUGGCAGGCAUUUACGAGUUCCUGCGAGCCUGGGGGCCUCAGAAGCUGGAGUCCAUGCGGGGCUGUCCCAUCAAGAACUAUGUGAUGCUGGUGAGCCGCCUGAGUGACUGGCAGACCCGCGUGGCCAGUGUGCCCACGGAGGUGAUCACCAAAGGCAGGUUGCUGCUGCUGAGCUGCCACGAAGUACGGGGCGAGAUGGAGUCCCAGCUGGCGAGCAUCCGGAAGGACAUUCUUGAACAGGUGCAGAGCGAGUGCCAGAGAGGCAGUCAGCAGCUAAUAGCAGAGCUCAGGGAUUUCCUGAAGGCCUUCCAAUCCAUCAGCUCAGACGUCCACGCCAUCGCAUGGUGCUCCCAGAAGCUGAACGAGGCCAACCAGCGGUUCGCGGAGCUGGAGGAGCGAAUGGGAUACGCGCGGUCGCUCUCUGAACUGGUCCGCGACCACUUUGGUCUCUUCAACGCCGAGAACGAGGCGCUGGACGUCUCGGUGAGAAGGCGGCGCGUUCCCCCCCGGGGCCCCGCCCCCGACCCCCGCAGCCGCUCAACUCCCCCCCCCCCCCCGCAGCUUCUGGACGCGUGGGAAUCAUUCCAGUUCGAGAAGAGCCAGGCCUCCGAGUUCCUGCUCAGCAAGGGACAUGCCAUUGUGCCCAAGCUGCAGCAGCUGAUGGUGGCGGCGCUGGCAGAGCUGGAGGGCCUGGUCGAGAAGGCGCUGUCCGGCCCCUUCAUGGACCCUGAGCAGGAGCAGAGGAGCACCGAGCGCCAGCUCAUCUCCCUGGAGCGUCAGUUCCAGAGCACAGCCAGCUACCUCGGCGAACUGCACCAUGCCUAUGCCACCUUCACUGGGGACGAGGGGCCCGUGCCCUUGCCAGUCUGCGGGACCCGUCCGAUCGUUCAGCAGCAGCGCAUCUGGCACCUGUACCGAGUCGUCUCUGAAAACAUCAGCGAGUGGAAGUGCACGGCUUUGGCCAAGUUCAACCUGGCCAUGGCCCAGGAGAGGACAGACGGCUGGCUCACAGAGGCGGCCGGGAUGGGCACAGCCCUCGGGCUGCAUAGCCCGGUGCUGCAGCGCUGCAUGCACGUGCUGGAGGAGUUUCGCAGCCUCCUGCCGCUGCUCAGCAAGCUGGGCAGCCUCCAGCUGCAGAACCUCGACUUCCGAGCCCUCCUGCAAGCCUUAGGACUAGGCCCUCUCCACAACACAGAGCUGCUGACACUGGGCCAGCUGCUCACUUGUCCACUGCUGGAGUUUACAGACCGAAUCAAUAAGAUCUGGCAGUCUGCAAACCAACGGGUUCGUGCCCAAGAGGCCCUGGUGCGGCUGCAGCGGGCCUGGGAAGCGCGGCAGCUGCGGCUGCUCAACUUCAUCCUGCACGUGCCCCCCGAGCCCCCGGCCUCCGAGCGCUCCAGGAAAGCGCUCCGCAGCCCCCAGAGCGAGGUGGUGGCCAAGGACAGUGGCACCUUCAUCCUUUCAGAUUACAGCAGCCUGCAGGACUCCAUCCAGGAAAGUCUUCAGGUGUUGGUCAAGAUCCUGGCCAUCCAGAAGUCGGGAGACUUAAACCGAAGGGCCUUGGAGUGGGUGACCAUCAUGCGUGGCCUGGACGCGCUGCUGCAGGUGUGGGUGACUUUCCAGCAGAAGUGGAUCUUUCUGAACAGAGUUCUGCACGAGAUGAAGACCCCGUUCCCUGGCUCCGACCUGCGCUCCCGUUUCGAGGCCGUGGAUGAGCAGUACCGGGCCCUGAUGCAGGUGUCUGUGGCCGACCCCUUGGUUCUGUCACUCAUCGUGCCCAGUGCCCGGCGGAGCCCUCAUUUCCAAGGGCAGCAGCUGCAGCGAGCGCUGCAGGCCGGCUCCGUGGAGCUGGAGGGCAUCGUGACGGCGCUGGAGAGCGUGCUGUACGGCGUGCGCGCUCGCUGCCCCCGCCUCUUCUUCCUCAGCGACAGUGACCUGGUGGCCCUGCUGUCCGCUCCGCUGGAGCCCUGCGAGGCCCAGCUGUGGGCGCGCCGCUGCUUCCCUCCCGUGCAGGCCGUGAGCUUCAGGUCCCACGAAAUGGCCAAACACACAGGUGCCCAGCAGGCAAGCUCCAGCACGCGGAUUCAGGUGGAGGCCCUGGCGGUGCUGGGGGCCGGUGGGGAGGCGGUGGCGCUGCGGGGGCCCCUCCCUCUGCACCCAGACCUCCCCAAGUGGCUGGCCUCGCUGGAGCGGUGUCUGCGGCUGGCACUGGUGCACACGCUGCAGGACUGUGUGGCUGCCCGCUUGGCUCUGGGCCCGGCCCUGGACAAGGCCUUCAAGCAGCUGCCCCCGCAGAGCCAGCUGCCCCCGCAGCUAUAUGUCCAGCACUGGCUGGACCUGGCACAGGCCUUCCCGUGGCAGUGCGUGCUGGUGGCAGAAGAGGUGGUGUGGCGGGUCGGCACGGAGGAGGCCCUGCUGGAAGGGAAGGCCCAGGCCCUGGUCCCCUGGCACGUGCGCAAGCUCGAGGUGCUGGUGCAUUUCGUGCGGACCCAGAGGGCCUCUCGGGGUGAGCAGCCCCCACCCUCUGUCCGCCAGAGCAGCCUGCUCAGGGCCCUGCUCGUCGUGGCAGUGGCUCACCGGGACAUCGCACAGCUGCUGCAGGAGCACCAGGUCAGCGACCUGGCCGACUUCCACUGGGCCCGCCAACUCAAGUACCACCUGGGUUCACCGCACGCCACCUGCCAAAACCUGCAGGAUCCCACGUCCAGCGCACCUACGAGGACUUCUCUGUCACCAGCUGCGUGCUGGAUAGACGUGCUGGGCCGGUCUGUCUUCUACAACUAUGAGUACCUGGGUCCCAGGCUGGGGCUGCUGCCCAGCCUGCUCCCUGAGCGGCCAGCCCUGGUGCUGCUGCUGGCCCUGGAGGAGGUGGCCUGCGGGGCUCUGCUGGGCCCUGCCGGUGUGGACAAGGCAGCCACGGUGAAGAGCCUGGCACAGGCCCUGGGCCGCCAGCUAGUGGUGCUGCCCUGCUUCCCUCAGAUAGAGGCCCGAAGCCUGAGCCGCUGUCUGCACGGCGCCCUGCAGGGCGGCGCCUGGCUGCUCCUGAGAGCGGCUCAGCACUUGCCCCUCGGCUUGCUCUCUGCCCUGGGCCAGCGCUUGGCUGAACUGCGCCACCUCUACGCCCCACUGUACCAAGAAGCUUCCCGAAACACCAGCACUGUGGACCCCACCCACCCCCAGGUCCUCGGCCGUGGCUUCUUUGAGAAACGCCAGGUGGACCUGCGCCUUGGCUUCGGCUGCCUCCUGACAAUGCGAGCACUGAGCCCCGCCCUGCCUGCCAACCUGCGCCUGCUGCUGCGCCCUGUGGCCUUGGCACUGCCCGACCUGCAGCAAGUGGCAGAGCUGACCCUGCUGGGUGCGGGCAUCCGGGACGCCUCCCGCCUGGCUACCCGCCUAUCCAGAUUCUUCUCCCUAGAGCGGGAGCUGGCAUCUGGGCCCCUGCCCUGCCGCUUGCCACUCCUCAAGCAGGUCCUGGAAGACAUGAUCCAGGCUCUCAGCGCGACGGAGGAGGACCCCGAGUCCGAGCAGGCCCGCAGCCCAGCCGCCGUCGAGGAGGCCACCCUGCUGCAGGCCCUGCAACGCUCCCCACUGUUCAGCGGCCUGGGUGGGGUCUGCCUGCACGACCUCCAAAAGCUGCUCGGUGGGCUCUUCCCCACCGCCAGCCAGGUGCCGGAAGAGCCGCGGAGCCCCAGGCUGAGGAGGUCACUGGUGGUGGAGGAGCUGCGGCAAGGAGGCCUGCACCCCAGCCCUGACAUUCUGGGGUCCCUCGAGCAGCUGGGCCAGGCCCUGGGCCAGGCUGCAGGCGUUCUGCUCCUGGGCCCUGCAGGCAGCGGCAAGACCGCUUGCUGGCACAGCUUAUAUAAGGUCCAGAACAGGCUGGCGGCCAUGGAAGACGCCGCAGCCCAGAGCUGCCGGCCUGUGCAGAUCGCACACCUGUAUCCCAGUGUGCUCAGCCCCCAGGAGUUCCUGGGGUGGCUGGAGGGCCCCUGCUGGCACCACGGCGUCUUCCCGCGUCUGCUCGGGGAAGCCAGUCGCUGCAGGACCGCGGGCCCAGAGGGGCAGGUGCAGGAGUCAGCAGGGAUUCAGCGCUGGAUCGUGUGUGACGGGGCUCCCAGUGCUGCCUGGCUGGACUGCGUCACUUGCCUCCUGGGUGACCCCCCCCAGCUCAGCCUCCCCAGCGGUGAGCGGAUUGCACGGCCCCCGGGUACUCUCCUCUUGAUGGAGGUGGGAGAUGCCACAGGCAUGUCCCCCACGGCGGUGGGCCGCUGUGCCCUCGUCUGGUGUGGCGGGGAGCAGACGUGGCAGGGCAGGCUGGGCGUCCUGAUGGCAGCUCUGCCCCGUGAGUACCGACUACAGCUCCAGACCAUCACGGAGCUCAACCACCUGGCUGACGUGCUGGUACCUGCCACAUUCCGAUUCCUCACCUGCCAGGGUGCCAGUUCUGUGCUGCAGGUACACGGGCGGCAGGCCAUUUCCCCGGGGGUGGCGGAAGUCGCCAGCCUGGCCCGCAUCUUGCGUUGUCUGCUUGACCCACACCUGCGCGGAGACGAGGAGGCCAAGGCACACGUCCCAGAGGACCUCAGCUGUAGUGACCCUGUGGCCCGAAGCUUCAGGUCCUCGAAGAGCGUCUUUCGGACCCGGAACCAGGCCGACAGCGAAGCUGUGACGAAUAAGCGCAGGGAGCACCUGCUGGCCGUCAGCAGCUUCCUCUUUGCUUUGAUCUGGGGCUUUGGAGCCCACCUUCCCUGCAGGCUCUGGCCCCGCUUUGAUGCCUUCAUGAGAGAUUCCAUCAGCUGCCUGUCCGACUACCCGGAGCCACCACCCUCAGCCUCGGUGUUUGACCUCCAUGUGUGCCCUGAGGAUGGGACGCUGGUCCCCUUCACCGGCCAGUACCUGGGCAGCCACAUCAAGGGAGCUCCGGGCACCUUCCAUCCUUCCCCCCAGACCGAACGGCUCUUGUACGUGGUGGACCUGCUCCUGUCAGAGGGGCACCCGGUGCUGCUGGCUGGAGAGGCAGCAACAGGGAAGUCGGCCUUUGUGGAGGCGCUAGUGGAGCCACAGCACCCGUACACGUGCAGCCCCAUCCACCCGGCCGUCAGGACCACCCACCUCCGCCUCCUGCUGAGCCAAGGGGUCCAGGGCCCACCGCAGGCCAGCCCAUGGCCUGCGCAGCAGGAUUCUAAGGGCUGCAUCCUCUUCCUGCUGGAAGAUCUGCACCUGGCUGCUUCCGACCCGGAGCAGAGCUGUCAGCCGGUGCUGGAGACCCUGCGCCAGGCCAUGGCCGGCACGGUGUACGCCCACGACACCUUGGAGCUGCAGACGCUGCAGCCCGGGCUCAACUUCCUUGCCACAGCCACGGUGCCAGGCUUCUGCGAGCGCCCGCUGUGCCCGCGCCUCUCUCGACUCUUCACGGUGCUGGCCCUGGGCAGCAUGACCCAGGCCACACUGCUGGGCAGGCACGCGCCCGGCAUCCAGGCCUGGCUCGAGCGCUUCUCCUCCAUGGAGCGGCAGGGCCUUCUAGCGAAAGCCCUGGUUCAGGCCUCGGUGGGCGCCUGGGAGGCCGUGGGCCGCUGCUUCCUGCCCUCGCCCCUCCGCCCACACUACCGCUUCUCUCCGCACUCCGUGGGCCAGCUGCUGGGCAGCCUGCAGCUGCUGCCCAGCAGGGCGGGCUCCCGGGGUCCGGUGGACUGUCCCAGCCACCAGGAGCACUUGCGCCGAGUGUCCGGCCUCCGGGGCACCCGCCUGGCGAUCGCCAUGGCCACACGCAAUAUUGUGCGCCUUUGGUUGCACGAGGCCCAGAGGACCUUCUGCGACCGGCUGGACAGCCCCGGGGAACGCUCCUUCUGUGCCACCCUGCUCCUAGAGGUCGCGCAGAGCGUCUUCUGCGGUGGGCCGGCGCCCCAGAGCCUGGACCAGGGCUGCGAGGAGGAGGAGGAGGAGGAGGAAGAGGAAGAGAAGGUGCCCGAAGUGGAAUCUGAAGGGGAGCUGGCCCCGUGGGAGGACCUGAGCAGCAGCGGCAGUGAGACGGAGGGGGACGACGACCCGAGGGGCCUUGAAGUCCCCGCAGGCCCGCCGCCCAGUGACGCGGCAUCACCCGCAGCGCCGGGAAAGGAGCCCACGGACAGCCUCCAUCAGAAGCCAGGCCGGGAGGAAGGCAGUGGGGCCUCCAGCCGCAGACUCCAGCCGAAUAAAUCCAAGAGCUGGUGGCAGAAGGCCACUCAGAUAGACCUGAUCUCACCCCUGUUGCUACCAGUGCUCCUACUCCGUCCCCAGGAAAAGCCCUCGGACCUGGUCUUCAGUCGGGAGCUGAUGGUGGGGUCUGACUCGGAGAGCUCCAGCUUGUACCUGGAGCGCCCCUGGGAGAGCCUGGAGGAGCAGCUGGCCACCUCGGCCGCUCGGCUGCAGCUGAGCCCCCACCUCGCCCGGUGCCGCUCGAUGGCCCAGCAUGUGGCCCGCCUGGUCCGGGUGCUGGCCAGGCCCCGGCAGCAUGGUCUCCUGCUCUCGGGGGCUCAGAGCACUGGGCGCCGUGCUGCCAUCACUCUGGCUGCUGGUAUUUGCCAGGCCCGCCUCUUCCACCUGCCAUCUGGGCCAGAGGGGGCCGUGCUCCAGUGUCUGCGGGACGCCAGCUGGCAUGCGGGCGUGUUCGGCCAGCCGGUGGCCCUGCUGGUGCCCGAGGAUGUGGAUCCGACCAGCCUUCAUCGUCUGGUGGCCCUGGCCACCUCGGGCUCGUUCCCUGACCAGUACACGGAGGCGGACCUGGACCGCAUGGAAGAGCAUCUCCCUGGAGAGAACCUCGGUGCCAAGCAGAACAGCAGGAAGGAAGGGCUGUUGCAGAGGUUCUACCAGCAAGUGUGCAGCCACCUGCACCUGUUCGUCCUGCUGGGCGAUGCCCAGGCCCAGAGACAGCUGCCCUCCACCCUUUUCCUGAGGCUCCUGCAGCUGGCCGUGGCCAGCACGGACCGCUAUGAACCCUGGGACCAAGAUUCCCUGGUCAGCGUGGCCCGGCACCGCCUAGAGGGUGCCCAGAGCCCACGCUUUGAGGACGACUCCUUGAAGCACCCGAACCUCCAGGCCUCAAUUCCCAGCGUGGCCAAAGCCAUGGCUCUCAUCCACCUCUCGGCCGCCAGCUACCAGGGGCACCUGUGUCCUGACCUGGCACUCGUCACCCCCAAGACCUUCCUGGACUUCCUGGACACCUUCGUGCUGCUGCAGCGACAGAUGGCCCUGCGGCUAGAAGACAAGGCCCGGCGGAUCCAGAACGCCCUGGAGAACCUUUGGGUGCUGACAGAACAGCACAGCGCCCAGGCCGACCUGAUCUGCAGCUUGGAGCAGCGGCUGAAGGGCUCCCGCAAGAGCCUGGGCGAAGUGCAGCAUCAGCUGGAGCAGAGCAAGCUGCUGUACAAGCGGCAGCUGCAGGAGUGUCGGCAGCAGGAGCACUUCCUUGGCAACCUGACCAAGCAGCACGAUGCCCUGCGGACUCAGCACGAGGCCUUCCUGGAGCAGAUGGGCAAGGCGUUUCUGGGGCCCCUGAGCCAGCUGCAGGUGACUGACUUUGAGGAGAUUCGGAGCUACCGAGCACCCCCAGAGGCUGUGGUCCAGGUGACCGAUGCUCUGUGUGACCUCUUCCACCGCGAAACGGGCUGGGCCAGUGCCAAGCAGCUGUUGGGCACUCAGGACUUCUAUCAGGAGCUGGUGUUCUUUCCCAAAGAGAAGAUGACCGACUCGGAGAUGGUGAAGCUAAACCGAGCUCUGAAGGCUCCAGGUAUGAGCGACGCAGCCUUGGGGGCGGUGAGCGUACCUGCUGCCCGCCUGGCAGCCUGGCUCUGGGCGGUUCUGUGCUACGGGCUGGCACGGCGCCGAGGGCUGGCCACGGGCCUGCUGCUGCGGCAGGUGGAGGCCACCCUGGCUCGGGAGCAGGCCCGCCUGGGCCACUGCCAGUUCCAGGCCCAGGCGGUGCUAGAGCACAGUUCGGCCCUGACCAAGAAGCUGGAGGAGGCCCAGGCUGCCUACGGGCACGUGGGAGAGAUGCUCCGUCGGGCGCAGAGCGGCCGCUGUUGCAAGUGGUCCAUCAAGGCCGCACUCUUCACACCAGUGCAUUCCUGGACCACAGAGCUCCAGAAACUGAAGAGACACCUCACAACCGUGCUCGGCGAUGCCCUCCUGUGUUCCGCUGCCAUCAGCUACCUGGGUCCCUUCCCAGUGGCGCGGCGACAGGAGCUGCUGGACAAGUGGCUGGCUCUCUGCAGGGGCUGUCCGGAGCCCCUGGGCCCUGAUGACGUGGCCCAGGCGCUGAAGCACGUGCAGCAACCGGUCACUAAGCCGCCCAGGAGCCCCCUGCUGUCCACACGCUCUCCCUUCAGCCUCCUGUCCUCACUGAGCUCAGAAUCGGAACAGUUCCAGUGGGACCGAGCGCUGAAGCCCCAGGCAAAGUCAGCCCGCCUGGCAGCGCUGCUCCUACGAAGCCGCACGCACUACUCCAGCUGUCGCUGGCCCCUGCUGCUGGACCCCAGCCACCAGGCCCCCAUCUGGCUGAACCCGCUGCCUCCAGAGGAGGCUGGAUGCUUGGCCCCAGGUACCCGUGGGGGCAGAGGGAAGGGCUUCCAGAAAGAUCAGGCAGAGGAGGCCCAAGAGGAGGCCCUGGAGGAGGAAGGUGAUAGCAGCACUGAGUGUGCUGAGACGCAAGAGCCGAAGGCGGAGGAGAGCGAGACCCAGGAGGAGGGGGACGAGGAGGAGCAGGAGCAGCAGCAGGAGGAGGAGGAGGAUGGGGAGGAGGCGGGGAGGCAGGAGACUGAGCCCCUGUCGCCUCCCCGCCUCCUCCUCGUCAUCUCAGGAGCUGACCCGGAGCUGGGGCCUCGGCUCCAGGAGGCCGCUGCUGGUGGCCUGCCCGUGCUGCUGACCAAUGUGGAGCUGGGCCUGGGCUGCCCAGAGCUGCAGUGGCUGCUGCGGCGGCGGGAAGAGCUGAGCCCACCCGACGUGCAGCCCGGCUUCUGUCUCUAUUUGAGCACCAGCCUCCCUCUUGGAGCCCUGGGAAAAGCACUAGGCUGUGAACGGCUGAAGGGGCUGAAUGUGCUGGACCUGGGCACGAACAUGGAAAUCCUAGAAGAACAGAUGCUGCGUGAAAUCUUGUGCAUAGAGCGUCCUGAGCUGCAGAGCUACUGGCAGGACCUGCAGAUCCGAUUCCUGGACGCCUGGGAAGCUCUGGAGGCUGCUGAGCAGCGGCUGCUGACGAUGCUGCUGCUCCAGAGCCCAGCGCAUCAGAGACCAGCCAGGUUCCUGCGGCACAUGGUGAGAGCCCAGGCGCGGCUGUGUCGGCUGCGUGCCCACUUUGAGGAGCUGGAAGAGCAGAGGCUGCAGGCUGUGGCACUGUGGGCACCAUAUCGGCAUGUGGCCCGGCAUGGCAUGGCCAUUGUCAAGGCCCUCAGCCCACUGCAGAACCUGCUACCGCUCUUCCGGAUGAGCCCCGAGGACUGCCUGGCAGCCACCAGGCGGGCUCUGAACAGCGUGAAGGGUGAGAUUCAUGAGCAGGAGGAACUUCGCUGCCACCUGCUGCAGCUGAAAAGACAGCUGACCCACCAGCUCCUGGGCAGCACUGUCGCUACCCUGGGCCGGACCCAAGUGCCCUUGGUGGGCGCCUUGGGUGCCUUGGCUCUGCUUCAGGCGUCAAGGAAGGCACCAGAGCUCGAGAGGCUGGCGUUCUGGCCUGGCUUGGCAGCCUCUCCCAGCACAGGCUACGGAAAGUCAGUCUCAGGCGUGGCUCGACCAGCCUGGCUGGGGCUGCGGGCCUGGCACCAGUGUAAGGUCUUGGAGCUGCUGCCCCCAUUUGCAGGGCUGUGCGCAUCCUUGGCCAACCACGCCAGCGCCUGGCAGGCUUACCUGUCGCUGUCAUCCACAGUGCUGGGUCCUGCACCCGGGCCUGGGACAGACCCACUCAGCCUCCUCCAGAAGCUGAUCCUGUGGCGUGUGCUGCGACCUGAGCGCCUGGCCAGCGCCCUGGCAGCCUGCGCCACCAGCCUGCUGGGCCGGCCCCUGGAUGAAAACCUGGGUGCCCCCACCAUACCCUUUACACGUAGUCAGGCCACGCAGCCCGUGCUGAUCUUGUUGCCACCAGCUGGUCACCCCACGGCCGCCCUGCAUCCCCUGACUGCCCUCCAGGAACUGGCUGCCACAGAGGAGCAGGGGCAGAGGCAUCUGGAGGUGAUCGCUCUGGGCUCUGAGGCCUGGGACCCCAUCUCAGCCGUGGUCGGCAGUCUCUGCCAGGCUAUGCACAAGGGGCACUGGCUGGUGCUAGAGAACUGCCACCUGAUGCCACACUGGCCCAAAGAGCUGCUACAGCCCUUGCUGGGGCUGUUGGACGGAGCCAAGGUGGUUUCGGACCUGGAGUUAGAAUUGCUUUUAGCUCAACAAGCAAGCAGGAGUGUGACCGCUGUCCACAGAGACUUCCGUCUCUGGCUUAUUGUGCCUGCAGAGGCUACCGCUUCCUUGCCAGCCGUGCUGACUCAGCACUCCAUGCCUGUUUUCUGGGACCAGUCCCUGGAGCUGGGCCACGUCUUGGUCGACAGCGUGGAGCUGGCCCAGCAAGGACCCUGGAUGCAGCCCCCAACCAGAGCGCUGCCUCUGCUCCUCCUGCACGGCCUCCUGCUGCACAGGCAGCUCUACGGGGCGAAGCUGCAGGCCCACAGGGGGCGCUGGACUCAAGAGACCGUGACCCAGGUCCUUCAGAUGCAGAGCCAGCUGGCGGCCAGCCUUAGCAAUCCCAGCGCUGCCAUGCGGGAGCUGGCCGCUUCGGUUUUCUACGGGGGUCCCGUGGGAGAUGACAAGGACAGGGAGGCCCUGGUUAGCCUCACGCAAGCCUGCCUGAGCCCCAGCAGCGGGAAUUGGGCCACUCUGAUGCCCAGCCCAGAACUAGGGGAGCUGGACGCUCUGGAAGAGUGCAAGGCCCAGAUGCGCCUCCUGCCCACCCCUGCCGACCCCGGGCCCUGCGGACUGAGUGCUGGCCCCCACAGCUGGCUCUUGCGACGCCAGAGUCGCGCUCUCCUGGGCGCGCUGCAGCGGACCUCGUCCGCCUGGGUUCCCGCGGCCCGCGGGGGCUCCGGGCGCCCCGAGAGGCGGCUGCGGCAACGCCUGGUGCACGCCAGGCGGAGGCUGGAGUCGCUGCAGGCCCUGCUGGGCGCGGCCUCGCGCCCAGAGGAGGGCGGCGGGGGGUGGCUGAGCGCGCCGCGGCCGCUGGACGGCUUCCUGCGGGCCGAGGCGCUGGAGCUGGGCCGGCUGGCGGGCGCGCUGCAGAGGGACCUCGACUGCCUGCGGCAGCAGCUGCAGGGCGCGCCGCCGUGCGCCUCCCCGCGCUGCGCGGCCGUGGCCCGCGCCCUCUGGACCGGCCGCCUGCCCCCGCCCUGGCGACCGCACGCGCCUGCCGGGCCCCAGCCGCCCUGGCUCUGGCUGCGACAGCUGUCGCGCCGCGGGCAGCUGUUGGCUCGCUACCUGCGGGUGGGAACCCAAGCACCGGAGCGCGUCUUUCACCUGUCAGCCUUCUGCCACCCGCGCCGCCUGCUGCUGUCACUGCGAUGGGAGGCUGCCUUUUCCGCGGUCGCCCUGGCGCGUCAACCUGGCUGCCCCGGCCCGGGCGCCUUUCAGUCCCCCGAUAAGCGUCAGGAGCUGAACACCGCGCUGCACCUCCAGGUAUCUUCCGGCCCGAAUCCCAGGGCACCAGAGAUGGGGGUGCUCCUGAUUGGGCUACAGCUGCGGAACGCUGAGUGGGACCCGCUAGCAGGGGCCUUGCAGGACAGUCCCUCCGGCCAACCCAGCCCUCUGCCUCCGGUCAGCGUCAGCGCCCUGGCCCCGGGGGCUAAUGAGCUGCGACACCCAGCCGGCCUGGCUGUGUAUUCCUGUCCUGUGUACAUGGAAGGGCCCCUCGGUACCACUAGGCUGCACAGCAGCAAGAUCCUGAUGCACCUGCCGCUGCCCACCAAGCUCAGCCCCGCCACCUGCGCGCAGCGGAGGGUCCAUGUGUGCAGUCCGCCCCUGCCCUGAGCCCUCUGCCCAAAUAAAGGUGGAGGGAGCCGAUGAAAGGUGUCUGAGGCUCAGGAGGAAUGGAGGGUGCCUGCACACCAAGAACAGGACACGCUGAGGGGGAAGGCAGCAGAGAGGCCUGCUGACAAUGAAGGCAGAAGAGGGUGUGUGCUGGGGCGGGGUAACACACAGGACCUCGCCUGUGCUCUCAGCACUUGUGCUAGACCCACAAGGAAUAUUUAAAGGGGCUUCGGAAUUCGAUGACUUCUUCAGGCACUUAGCAGUAUCACUGGGAAUGCCUCGGCCCUGCCCGGCCAGGCAUCCCCUCCCCCAGGAUGGAUUCUCUGAAUGGGUCCUACACACAAAAACAAAAGCAAAAUAAGGCACAAGGUCCUACGUUCAUUCGACGAAGAUUUACGAGCAGUCCUCCCAACCAGGUGCUCUCCCAGGCCCCGAUGAGGUUGCCCUAAUGCCGGGAGACAGACGAUAAAAGGCCAACAUAUAAUGAGUUAAAUCUGAUGAUUUCUAAGAUCCCUAUAAAGAAAAAGCAGGCGGGUGUGUCAGAGUCACCAGAGGAGAGCAGUUCCUCGCGUGUGGUGGUCAGGGAAGGCUUGGCGAGUAUUCGAAAGGGAGCUACUUGAAGAUCUAGGAGGCUUUCAGGUAAAGCCUCGGGAGGUGCAAAGGUCUGAGGCAGGAAGAACCUUGGGGUGUUCAAGGGACAGAACAGGUGGCUGGAGCACUGAGUGAGGGGCAGAGGGGGCCCAAAGAAUGGAAAGGUCUGGAGCCUUUUCAUGACAGGAGCUUGUACUUUAUAAAAGCAUGAGGCGGACUCUACUGGAGAGUAUUCAACGGGAAAUGAUCUUUUUCCAAGAUCACACUGGCUUUUCGAUGGUAGGAUGCAUGGAUGGAAGGAAAUCCAGAGAAACAGGGAGGAAGAUGCGUUGGGAGGCUACUGAAGCAGUUCAGUAGAGAUGGUGGAGUUUGGACGAGGGUCCUACGCUGGCGAUGGAGAAGGGGUGGAUUUAGGAGGUACUCCGGAGGCGGAGCCAGCAGAGCUGGCGGAUGGACUGGAUGGGGAAGCGUGAGGAAAGAGGGCAAAUCUAGGAUGACUCCUGGAUUUUAAGCCGGAGCAGCUGCAUGGAUCACGGUGUCCCUGAGUGAGGGGGGAUCGGGAGCUCUGCUUCCACAUGUUCAGUUACUGUUCAUCGCGUGGCUGCGGCUACCACAGGGCAAACCUCUCUGAGAAAAGCCAGUUAGAAGACAGCAGCGCGAAAAGCCAACUCUACUGGCUCCUGUCCUUGCCGCCCAAAGGUACGGGGUACAAGUCCCUUCCCUCGCUGUGUACGCGGUGGGAGGAAAUGCAGACAACGAGGUGGGCUGAGCAUCCGUCACAGCCUCGUCACAAAGUCGCUCCCCUGGCUCCUAAACGGCGACUGAUGGCCUCUAGCAACGGCAGAGACACCGAAGCGUCCCCUUUCCUCAGGAACCCUCCUCUUUCUUUUCCACUGUCAACCAAGCGCCAGGCUGCUCCUCGCGGCGGGGCUUAGUGCGGGGUCAGGACGGCCUUUGGGAUACACGAGCCCUCUGUCCACGUUCCCAUCGCGACUCUCUCCCCCGUGGGAACAGGGAACAGUAGUGGGUUGCGAGUAAAGCCGUCUGAAAUUGGUUAAUACCCAAUAUUUUCGACACACCCA
Molecule: messenger RNA, 19345 nt
Organism: Phacochoerus africanus (Common warthog)
Lineage: Eukaryota; Metazoa; Chordata; Mammalia; Artiodactyla; Suidae
Gene: DNHD1
Product: dynein heavy chain domain 1
Biological process (GO): microtubule-based movement
Cellular component (GO): dynein complex
Molecular function (GO): ATP binding; dynein light intermediate chain binding; minus-end-directed microtubule motor activity
Source: RefSeq, a predicted model, not a curated record